Knipowitschia caucasica is the source of this 1179-nucleotide messenger RNA. The record is from the annotation of a GenBank genome assembly. NCBI's taxonomy places the organism in Eukaryota, Metazoa, Chordata, Actinopteri, Gobiiformes, Gobiidae.
AUGAAGCUGAAGCUGGCAAAUGGUGAAGUAAAGCACCUCCUAAACUCGAUCCAGCUGGGGGCCUACCGCAGAGCUGUGUACUACGCAGGCCAGCCCAAAGGCUUCCGACGGUGCGGGAGCUUGGAACAUCUUGCCGCAACAUCACACACACAACUGUUUGAAGACUGCCCCAGAGCCUAUUCUAACCGGUUGAAAGGACAAGCCACCCCAGCACAUCCAUACCCAGAGUUUAUUGAUUGGAGCGACGAACAGCAGGAAGAUACCCAGAAUCCAGUAACCGACCCAGUAGAGAUUCCAGAUCCUGAAAAUAAAGGGAAAGAACCCAAAACCGACACCCCUGCACCAACUACGACCCCUCCGGAAGUCCGUCUGCUACAACAGAAGACUCUUGGAGCUGAAAAGAUCCUCAACGAAAUUCUGGCACAACUCCCUGCCCAACCACCUGCAGGGGUCCCAGACGACGAAGCACCAGGCGUGGAGGAGACUGGAGAUCAAGGAGGCCAGCAUAUUUCCUCAAGCGACCAGGACCUCACCCUUUCUCUAGACCACCAGAGAAUCCCCGAAGCCAGCUCCCCAGAGAGGAGAGGGGGAGGGGCCUGCGAAGGCCCCACCCACACAACAGGAGGGGGAGCUGGGGCCUGCACAGAGAGGCUGGUGGAGGAGCCGAGGUCUGAGGCUCUUCCCACCAACACCAUGGUGCAGAGGGAGCAGGAGGCCCCUCCCGCACAGAAAGAGGUGGAGGAGCAGAGGCCUGUAGCUCCUCCCACCCACACCAUGGUGGAGGGGGAUCAAGAGGCCCCGCCCCCAUUGGAAAAAAACCAGCAAAAGGCUGUGGGGGAGGGGGACCCUCUUGACCCCCUAAACAAAUGCCUGAGCCUCCUGUUAAAAGAACCCCACAACCCCAAGAGGCCUUUGUCAGAGUCGUCCUCUGGAAAUGAAGAGUUCCCAGAGAAGAGGGGGAGAGCUGGGUCUCCUUCAGACAGUGACUCUGUGGAAGAGCCCAGAGUCUUCCCCUCCGACUCGCCCAACGAGGUCUCUUUCCUCUCCGGAGCCAGACACUCGACUCCGAAGCUCCCCCUAGUGGAGGGGCAUAGGAGGGAUCAGGCUACAUCCCCUCCCUCACCCAUUGACGAGGAGUCGGAGCUAGAUCCACAGAGGAUAAACAUGACCUGGUUUUAA